Striga asiatica is the source of this 441-nucleotide messenger RNA. NCBI's taxonomy places the organism in Eukaryota, Viridiplantae, Streptophyta, Magnoliopsida, Lamiales, Orobanchaceae. The record is from the annotation of a GenBank genome assembly.
AUGGCGGCGCCAUCUAAUUCGAUGUUGCGGCGAGAGAAGGAAGUUUUGCGGCGGGGUUCCGGGGCUGCGACAACAGGAGGGAGGUCGCAGAGACGGCGUGAGCUGGUGUCCGGAGGUGGAGAGCUUCUCGAGCAGGCCGAUCUAAUUGCUUUCGUCUCGUGUCGCCGCCUAGGAAGACGGCAGCGAAGGUCGAGCCGAUUCGAGCGGUCGGGGGCAACCAGAUGCUCACCGGAGAGAGCAGGGAACCGCCGUGUUGUUCGAGCCAGAGAGCUUGCUGGAGAUGAAGUUGGCUACAUUGAUUGUACUGAGGGUAGUCGGGAUAAAGCCAUUUUUGCAUUCUUAGAGAUCAUUAGCCGGCUGGACUUGGCGGUCGAGGUUGAAGCCAUUGUUGCUUUUGUCGUGUGUAUAGUCAAGUGGGAAGAUAGUGAAAGAAGCCUGUAA